CCACAUCCUGGUUUGUGUGUAGCACAAGAAGGAGGAGAGCUGACAAUUCUUGUUUUUUUGCAUAAGUAAACACCUUUCCCUCAAGGCAUGCUUGUGUGAAUUAUCAGGUAGUGUGUUCACAGAUGUGAUUGCACCAAAGCUCUGUUGUGUCUACAAUACUUCUUGUUGACAGGAAAUACUUCAAUUCAAAGGUAUCAGCUCUUCCUUUCAGGAACUGAAAGCUCUCUGAUUUAUCGCAGCUAUGAGAUGUCAAGCGGUUUUGCACCUUGCUGUUGUAAUUGUCGUCAUUACCUGGCUAAUCACCAUCAAUUCAUUCGAUAUACAGAAGAAAGCAAGACAUAUUCUUGGGUUUAAUGUAAAAGAUCAAAUCACGCUGAAAUUCAAAACAGCUACAACAAUACCUGAGCCAAAAUGCAGCCUCUCCGGAGUCUGUCCACCUGACCAUUUUGCUUUACGCAUCAGCAGUGGAGCAGCGAAUGUUGUUGGACCAAAGAUCUGUUUUGAUGGUAAAAUCAUUAUGAGCCAUGUGUUAAAUAAUGUGGGACCAGGACUGAACAUUGUGGUGCUAAAUGGUGAAAAUGGAAUAAUGGAAAAAUGUGGCUACCUUAAUAUGGAAAUUGGAAACCCAGAAGACAUCCUGUUGUACCUGAAGGAGAUAAAAUCUGGAAUGAUUGUCUUGGUGGCCUCAUUUGAUGAUGUGGCAACAAAAAUGACAAAAGAAAUGACGGAGGUGUUCGUCAGCAUGGGGAGCACUUUGAUCAAGUCUGUGAAACACAGAGAUAGCUGGGUGUUUGCUGGAAGAGCAGGGGCAGAAAACAGAAGCCUCUUUGAGAAGCUUGCUGUUAAUGAUGAGAAAACCAACAUUUAUGAAAGUUGGCCGGAAAUGGUCGAGGUGGGCGGCUGUUUACCAAGGACCCAAACUGAAGGACAUAAACCUUAAAGGACCUUUGUGAUGAAGAGGAGAACAUGACUUAUUUAAGACUUCUCUGGAAAAAAGGAUGACUCUCCCAAUAGUUUAACACUCUUCUGAAACUCAGAACUCAUCUUCUUGGACUUACUGUAAUAUAUAUCUAAAAUGAUAUGUCUGUGUUACUCUACUUUGUAUUUUUACCACUGCUGUCAAUUCAUCGGGGAAGAUGGUUCCUUCCUCUGUUGCUCUUUCUGACAUUUCUGAGUUUUUCUUUAUCCCAAAUCAAAGGCCUAAGGAUUUUGUACAGAAUGUAAAGACGUCUGAGGCAAGGUUGUCAUUGUGAUUCUUUGAUUCUGGGCUAUUUAAUUUCUUAUACUGCACUGUAACUUUUAUUCUUGUUUUAUCUGUUUUUAUUUUUUUUACUGUUUGUUUUAACUGCUUUUGUGUAAAGCACUUUGAAUUGCCCUGUUGCUGAAAUGUGCUGUACCUUGCCUUGCCCAUGGA
This is a messenger RNA of Etheostoma spectabile (orangethroat darter), 1414 nucleotides long. RefSeq names its product protein FAM3C. The transcript is spliced from 9 exons. The record is from RefSeq and is a predicted model, not a curated record. Bases 242 to 940 code for a protein of 232 amino acids. Lineage: Eukaryota; Metazoa; Chordata; Actinopteri; Perciformes; Percidae.